Molecule: messenger RNA, 575 nt
Organism: Anarrhichthys ocellatus (wolf-eel)
Lineage: Eukaryota; Metazoa; Chordata; Actinopteri; Perciformes; Anarhichadidae
Gene: ndufc2
Product: NADH:ubiquinone oxidoreductase subunit C2
Exons: 3
Coding region: 104-436 (110 amino acids)
Biological process (GO): mitochondrial electron transport, NADH to ubiquinone
Cellular component (GO): mitochondrial inner membrane; respiratory chain complex I
Source: RefSeq, a predicted model, not a curated record
CGGACGUCUUAUUUGGUUGCGCAGCAUGCCCUUGACUUCCUACGAGAGGUGAUAGCCGAAAAGUAAACGCUGGGAGGUCACUUGAAUAUCUGAAUUUGUUAGCAUGGGGUUUGUUCCAGACCUCGGGAAGUCUCUCCCUCCUCCGUCCGUCGCCAACAGGAACUCUCUGUGGCUCGCAGGCGUCGGCUGGUGCUCUGCGAUGCUCCAUAAUGCCAUCAACCACAGGCCACCGAUGAAGUCAGGUGUUCACCGACAAUUCCUAUUGGCAACCAUUGGUUGGUUCAUCGGCUACCACCUUACAAAAUAUGAGAAUUACACUUUCGCCAAACUUGAUCGAGAUAUGAGCGAGUACAUCAGACUCCACCCAGAGGAAUUUGCAGCAAAGGAAAAAAAGACCUUCGCAGAGAUCGUCGAGCCUUUCCAUCCUGUGCGCUAAGUGUCGGCAGCUGGUGAGAUGGAAGAGGGAGCGAGGAAACACUUGUAGACUACCACCUGUCUUGAGUGGUGUUUUUGUGAAAUCUGUCAUUUAUUGUGAGAAGAGUAGUUGUGUAAAUAAAAGAAAUACCUGAAUUCAA